AUGCCUUGCUUUAAGGGUCUGGCGGUUAGCAUCCAUACGCCGAGCGGGCCGCUCUCGGAAUACUCGAUUCAGCGCCAAUCGAGGACCUCCCGCAUUGCGUGCUACAUCCCCGUUCCCCCGCCUAAGAUGCCCGAUUCGUCGAGCGGGAAGCCCGAACAGUCCACCUUUGCGAUAUCCAUCACGCUCCUCACACCUGGUAUGAAAGUGCCUUAUUCCACCCCGAAAGCUACACCGGAUAAUCCGCACCCAAAGCCCAAGACGGUGGGCGGGAUUCCUGGCCAGCUAGUUACAUCUGCGUCUAUUAACCCAUACCAACCUUUAACGACCUCCCCAAAUGAAACGAUUGCGGCUUAUAUAUAUUUCGAUGGAAGGCAAAAGGAGGAAGUGGCUACAUUGUUACGGAGGGGUGAGGAAACUUGGGUCAAUUCAAGAUGGGUGGGAAUACCACAGUCUGAGGGUGGUGGCCUUGCGGAAAGAGAAUUUCUCUUCCGUGAGGUUGGAUUGGAAAGAUGGCUGAACGGGUUGGACCUGGAAGGCACCGAUUCCGCCGAGAAAAUCGAACGACGGCGGCAGAAAAUGGAAAAACGGAGGAGAAAGAAGGAGCUUAGAGACGCAGCUCGUCGACAAGGUGGUCUUGGCGGUGAAGCAGGCAUAGGAAUGGAUUUGGAUGAGAAGAAGCCUAAACGAGACCACGAGGUAUUGAGAUACGGGGCCGAUACGAAAUCUCCUGUUGAAAACCUUUCGGACGAUGCAGAGAUAUACUCUUCCGAUGAUGAUUCAGACGAUGACCCAAUCCCUGAAACCGCCGGACAAAUCAAAGUGGCUUUAUUCCGCGUUUUAGCAUCCGGAGAGAUUAAGCGUGGCGAAUAUUCACCGCAAUUCGAUGCACACGAAGACGAUGAAGAUGCCCAAGGGACAAAUGGACGUGGCAACAAUGGUGAUGUUGACCACACCACUAGUUUUGCGAAGCCAAAGUCCUUGGAUCCAAAAUCUAUAAGUACACAAACUGUCACUGGAAUCGACCCAGCAGACAGGCCCUAUGCUGUCUUUACAUUUAUGUACCGUGGCGAGCGGCAAUUACAGAAAAUGGGUAUUCUGAAAUCGUCCAGACCCCAGGAAAAAGACACAGAAAAAGCGGCCAGACGAAAGUCAGGGCAAACCGAUUUUUCGAAGAUUGGUCCGCUCAAACCAGGUGGUGGAGCGGGCUUCUUAAAUUUUCGGGAUGGCGGGAGUCAGAAGAAACAUAAGAAUAAAGCGAAGAAGGGAAGCAUAAGCGAUAUGGAGAGUGAUGAUGACGACGACGAUUCUGGAUCUAUAAUUGGCAAAGCGGAACAAGAAGAAAACAAAGAAGGAAACGUUCAUCUAUCUUCAGAAGACGCGAAAUACCAAGGAGAGCUUACCGAAGGCCUUCGUCAAAUAAAGCUCAAACGACAACAUUCUUCCGAACCUCUUUCGGAUAUUGGUAGCAACGCUGAUGCGACUAGGCCGUCAAAAUCAACGACACCAGCCUCUAGGUCUACACCCCCCGCGCCCACGAAACAAGACACCACGCCUCCAAACAAUUUGAUCGGCAAAGACCCAAUCUUAAACUCCCUGGAUGACAGCUUCGUCGGCAGCCCGCUCAAAAAGCAGCGGGCGAGCUUAUCCGAGGCAGAUAAUCUUCUCCAUCAGCGUUUAGGCUCAAGCGUACCGGCAGGUAUACAUGAAGCCAUGGGCAUGGAAGUCACUCCACAGGAAGGAAAUAACGGUGCGGCUGCGUCCGAGAUCCACAUGGAAGCAGGCCGAAAGCCGUCAACCCUUGAAGAGGAGCAGUUAUAA
Molecule: messenger RNA, 1818 nt
Organism: Uncinocarpus reesii 1704
Lineage: Eukaryota; Fungi; Ascomycota; Eurotiomycetes; Onygenales; Onygenaceae
Exons: 3
Coding region: 1-1818 (605 amino acids)
Source: RefSeq, a predicted model, not a curated record